Poecilia latipinna (sailfin molly) is the source of this 973-nucleotide messenger RNA. It is a transcript of the gene jpt2, whose product is annotated as Jupiter microtubule associated homolog 2. The transcript is spliced from 5 exons. Gene Ontology annotation, cellular component: nucleus. The record is from RefSeq and is a predicted model, not a curated record. Lineage: Eukaryota; Metazoa; Chordata; Actinopteri; Cyprinodontiformes; Poeciliidae. The coding region runs from base 114 to 746 and encodes 210 amino acids.
UUCUUCGGGACUUUUGUUGGCUGCAGUGCAGACGGGGCGAAGUUAUUGGUCGUCUAGGUGGCGAACUGAAGAAGUUUCCUUCUUAAACUUGACGUAGUUCAAACAAAACCACUAUGACUUCGACGAACAUGUUUCAAGGAUUGGAUAGUGGUGAAAAACCAAGUUCCAGGGUGCUGCAGCCUCCCGGUGGCGGCUCCAGUAACCUUUUUGGUGGCUAUGAAGAGGAUAGCACUCCAUUGAGACGGUCCAAUAAGAUGGCCUCUAAAGUUUUUGCUGCACCAGAGGAGCCCCAAAACGUAUCAAGACGCUCCAACCCUCCAGGUGGGAAGAGCAGCGGGAUAUUCGGGGAACCCGAAGCACCAUCUCAGCCACAGAGACCAGUACCUCCAGGUGGAGCCUCCAGCAACAUAUUUGGGUCUGCAGAAAGCACACCUGUUGUAAGCCCCAGCCGAAGCCACCCAAACAAGCCAAAGGAUAAUCUAAGUGUGGGACCUGAGCCUGAAUCACCAGCACCUGAAGCCAAAGUGAGCCAGCCAGCAGUGAAAGAGGAGGUCGCCCCCCCGGCGCCUGCUCCAGCUAAGGAAGAGCCUCCAGCCGUCUCGGCCAGUCCGGAUCCCAAACCUGCCGCAGCGGCUCCUGACGAGACGAUGCUGAAGAACCACGAGCCUCACCUGGGGCCCAAGCCUCGCUCUCACAACAGGGUCCUCAAUCCCCCCGGAGGAAAGUCCAGCGUGGUUUUCUACUGAUGAUCAUACACACCCACCACUUCUCCCAGUCUGUUCAUCGUCUGCUUCCCUGUUGAUUCUCUCUCAUUCCUGUUCUGCACCUCCAGCGGUUAAUUCAUCUGUACAGUACACAAGCUGCCUGUAGAUCUCUUUGUUGGUGCUGUUGUCCACAUCAGAUUUCUCAUUUCUAGUUGUCGUUCAACUUUUUUUUGCACUUUUCACUCUUUGUCUCAGUCCCGUCUUUUUGA